GCGCUGGCCAGGGGUUCCGGCUGUAUUUCUAUGAGCGCUGCCGGCAGCCGCGGAGCUGCGGGAACCGGAAUCCGGGCGAGCUGGACCGCUGGAGUCAACGAGCGCAGAACGAGCUUCUCACUGUGUUCCAGACCAAACUGGCCUGGAGUUGGCCCACAGUCUUCCGGUUUCUGUCUCCCUGAGUCCUGGGACUCCGGCUUUUAGGUUAAUUUGAAUACAAGAUCAGAGCGGAUUGGCCCAACUGUACAACUCUUGGAGGAAAAUCCACAUUCUCCGCGAGAGGAAUAACGACAUAGAUCAAGAUGAAUGCCAUGCUGGAGACCCCCGAGCUCCCCGCCGUGUUUGACGGGGUGAAGCUGGCUGCCGUAGCUGCCGUUCUUUACGUCAUCGUGCGGUGUUUGAACCUGAAGAGCCCCACUGCGCCUCCCGACCUCUACUUCCAGGACUCCGGGCUGUCACGCUUCCUGCUCAAAUCCUGUCCCCUUCUGACCAAAGAAUACAUUCCACCACUAAUCUGGGGGAAAAGUGGACAUAUCCAGACAGCCUUGUAUGGGAAGAUGGGAAGGGUGAGGUCACCGCACCCUUACGGGCACCGCAAAUUCAUCACCAUGUCUGAUGGAGCCACGUCCACAUUCGAUCUCUUCGAGCCCUUGGCUGAGCACUGUGUUGGAGACGACGUCACCAUGGUCAUCUGUCCUGGAAUUGCCAAUCACAGCGAGAAGCAGUAUAUCCGAACCUUCGUGGACUAUGCCCAGAAAAAUGGCUACCGGUGCGCAGUGCUAAACCACCUGGGAGCCCUGCCCAACAUUGAGCUGACCUCCCCACGCAUGUUCACCUAUGGCUGUACGUGGGAAUUUGGAGCCAUGGUGAACUACAUCAAGAAGACAUAUCCCCAGACCCAGCUGGUCGUCGUGGGCUUCAGCCUGGGUGGCAACAUCGUGUGCAAAUACCUGGGGGAGACGCAAGCAAACCAGGAAAAAGUUCUGUGCUGUGUCAGUGUGUGCCAGGGGUACAGCGCGCUGAGGGCCCAGGAGACCUUCAUGCAGUGGGACCAGUGCCGCCGAUUCUACAAUUUCCUCAUGGCCGACAACAUGAAGAAGAUCAUCCUGUCUCACAGACAAGCUCUUUUUGGAGACCAUGUGAAGAAACCCCAGAGCCUGGAGGACACGGACUUGAGCCGGCUCUACACAGCAACAUCCCUGAUGCAGAUUGACGACAAUGUGAUGAGAAAGUUCCAUGGCUAUAACUCCCUGAAGGAAUAUUAUGAGGAAGAAAGCUGCAUGAGAUACCUGCACAGGAUAUACGUGCCUCUUAUGCUGGUUAAUGCAGCUGAUGACCCCUUGGUGCACGAAAGCCUUCUAACCAUUCCAAAGUCUCUCUCAGAGAAGCGGGAGAACGUCAUGUUUGUGCUGCCUCUGCACGGGGGCCACCUGGGCUUCUUCGAGGGCUCCGUGCUGUUCCCUGAGCCACUGACAUGGAUGGAUAAGCUGGUGGUGGAGUAUGCCAAUGCCAUUUGCCAAUGGGAAAGGAGUAAGUCCCAGUGCUCAGACACGGAGCAGAUGGAAGCCGAAUUAGAAUGAGGCCUCCGGACUCUGGCGCGCUCCAGCAGCCCUCCUCUGGAACCCAUGGCUGAUUCAGGCCGCCCAUCUCCCUCAGUGACCUGGAUCUAACCUCAGACCAUCAGUGGGGGCCACCCAUCAUGCAAUCUGUCUCAAGUAGGCAGCUCUCCCUGGGAGCUCCAGGCUAUUUUUGUGCUUAGUUACGGGUUUUCUCCGUUGCAUUGUUAGCCAUGGUGACAAGCUACAAGAUUCUCACCCUUCUGUCCAGUUUCAGUAUCUGAUUGCUUUCACGCCAGUUACAUCUAGUUUUCCUGCUAAGGAACGCAUCCGAACUGCAGUUUUGCUUUGCCAAUCAAAAGGCCUUUCCCUGAGAACCAUGAAGGAUGUAUGUCACUUUGUGAUGGUUGUAUGUGCCUGCGUAGAGUCCCCAACAAGAAGUCAGUGUCUCUGACCAAUGCUGAAGAAAUGACUUAGCUUUGGGGGUCUGAGAGCCUGAGGCCUCCUGGGCCUGAGUUUUGCCUCUGAAACAAAGGAAGUUCCCUGAGUCUAAAGCCAGUUCCUUUUCAGCAUCUCCUAAGACACCUUCUUCCCACCUUGCUGCUGCUGAGAGUUGCAUGGGACACUUGUCUAAAAAUUCAGCCUCCCAGAUCCCUCCCCUCGGAGAGGCUGACUCGGUGGGUGGGCUUGGGAAGGGCUCUGGGGAUUUUAAUUUUUGACAAGUGCCCCAGGGAAUUCUCAUCACCCAGCAAACGGAGGGAAACACCAUACUGCAGCGCCUUUAAAUUAGAAACGUCUUGGUGGCUCAUUUAAUUGACAUUCAUCAGCCACAGCGUCUCUUUGCUCCCAGAGACCUCCAAAGCAGCACAGCCUGGUGUAUGAUCUCAGUGUGGUGUCCCGAAAAGGGAGAAGAUAUUUGGGCUGAGCCCUAGCUCUGCUUCUCCCUGGAUGUAUGACCCUGGAUAAGUCGUUUUGGACUUGACUCUCUUCUCCUGUUAAAUAGGGGACUUAGAGCAGGCAGAUUGCCGAGAUGGCCACCAAGUUCUGAAGUUCAGUGACAAACUCAGUAUACUGAGUUUUGAGAGAACAUCUGUCUGGGGGAGCCUGGAAAUCCAUCUCCCAGGCUGAGCAUGUAAAUGCUAGGACUUGCAAUUUUUCCCCUUUCCCCCUUUCAUAUAAAGAGAUUUUAGAGUCUUAAUCACUCACUUGUAAUUUUCGUCCCAGGUCCUUCUAACUCUGGGUUUUGAUACCAAACAAUUCAAAAGUUGGACCUGAGUUUGAAGAAAUGUAUCUCCAGCGGAGAGGAGAGGGUGUUCUUUUGAAGUCAGUUUGUAAUCCUUAGCCUCUCUGUGUUGUCUGUUGGGUAGAUCUUUCCAAAAUGUCUUCUCGAGUGGGCGCGUCACUUUUGGGUUCAAGCACUCUUCUGAAAUCCUUGUGGUACUUGAAUCCCUCAGAACCUGCACUUUGAACAAUCAGCAGUUGCUCUCUGGAAUUAAGUGAACUGUGGGUGAAUUGCCUGAAUACUGUUAAAAAACAACCAUUUUUUUUCCUCUGCUUCAUUUCCUUUGGCUCCAGGACAGACUGAACUAUAGUGGUGGGUUUGUAUGGAUAUUUAAGGAGCCACCUGUACGCCCGAAUGCCAAGCCUCAGGGCGGCAGGUGGGAUGGAGAGUGUGGGCAUUGACCCAAGAGACUGUGACAGGAAUGCCUGUGAAUUGAAGAACUGUUCUGACAAUCACGAGAUCACCCCAUAACAUCAUCAGUGGACAUUCUCUGGGAAGACUGAGAUGUCUGAGGUCUUCAGUUUGCUUUGCUAUAGUUUCUUCACACUCACCAAAUUCUGUCCCUGUGCCCCUCCAGUGGUUAUCAUUUCUCUGUCGCGUUUCUUUUUUUAUGUUCUCUUAGCACAAAUUGGCACUUUAUCAUUCAUCCCUCAAUUUGGAAGCUAAUCCUUUCCUGUCAGUUUUCCCUCCACCAAACUGCAGCUAUUAGAAGACUCACAGAGUUCCUGCCGCUGCCUUUAUCCCUCCAGACUUUCAAAGACAGCAAUAAGGUAAUAGAGUUGAGUCACCGUCCCUAGAAGUCAGGGGCUCCCUUCAUUUGAGGUCAUCUCCUCCCAAGUCCUGACAAAGCGGUAGCUUUGGGUACCACCUGCUUCAGAGAAAAGUCAGCCCUACUGUCACACUUAGGAGCAAGUGGGAGGCUGUCCCGGGAGCCUGGUCUCUGCAGCAGUCCUGGAGGCCCACCGAGGAGAGGCAGAGCUGGGGCACUGCCUUUGUUACCGCCCUCCUGGAAAUCCAGCCCCCAGGACGGGGGAGGGGCCGUGUGCCAGCUGAAACCUUCCUAGUGUGUACCUCUGAAUGGCACUGGCGUUCCGUUUUGCUUCACAUGAAAUCAACUGAAGCCCUUUAUUCAAGCUUCGGGCUCUCAGACAUGGAAAUGAGACCGUGACCUUGGCAGUCUGACAGGAAAAUUCUUGUUUGACCCUGAAUGUGAGCACAGAGGCAUGAAUGUGGAGGUGCCAGCUUGCCUAAUGAAUGAGGGAACAGCCUUUAUGUAGGUCAGCCUCUUUCCUUCCUCUGGGCUUCUUGCUUUCUUCCCAAAGUCAUCCAUUUCUAAUAAUGAUGUGAAUUGUCUGCUGGCUAUGAAGGACUUCCUUGGACCAAAGGCUGAAUUUUUAGAGGACAUUUGAAUAUUCUUUCUUAAAAUCAAGAAUAUAAAUUAUAUAGAUCUAGACAAUUCUAUGGCAGGAAUAACAUUAAAACCCAAGUACGGAAUGCACCACAGGACUCUGGUGGUCUUCCCUGCUUCCCAGAUAAUUGGAAGACAUCAUCUUCGGUCAAGUUAGGACUACCUAGCUUAAAAACAUAAAUUAUCAAGACUGUGUAGUUGGCGGGGAGUUUCCCAAACGUGAAAACCUGUUCCUUCCUGCGAUGGCUUCCCGUCAUCCAUCCCUGUGCAGAAUGAAGGUGGAAAGUUUGUCAUGCUGUCCAUAUUCUUUUCUGUGGCAUCUUACAGUUACCUUAGUAUCUACUGAAAUGUUCCUGAAAGGGAAGUCUUCCUUUAUUUGCAUGGCGUUACAUACCUAGGGUCGGGAAGCCUGUCUCUGACUCACGUUGGCCAUGAGCAGGUCAACUUCACCUCUCUGAACCUGUUACCUCAUCCUACAUCAUCUAUAAGACUGCUUCAUCCACUUACGGAUCAUUUGCUUAGUUAUUGCUAAGUAUUUAUUAGAAGUUGCAGAUAGAAACAGGUUUAUCGAGACCCCUAAGCUCAUCUUGAGAGGACUUGGAGAGAAGGAGCGUGUGCAUUUAGCUUUUCCUAGUUAGGAGCCUGGACAGAAUCCAAAGCCAUCUUUGACCUCUCUUCCUUGUGUUCACCAUUAAGACAGUUUCCUUGCUAUUCCGAGGGUAGUCCUGUGACCGUGGCAGGUGAGGGCCACCGGUAAUAAGGCAAGUACCUCCGGCCUUCAGUGUGAGCAGGCAAAGCAUGGACUGUUGUCAGGACAGAAGUCCUCCCUGUGUGGCUCAUUCUGAACCCAGUCUGCACUCAGCUGAGGAUUCUGGGUAGCUGAGCUUAUAUGGCUGGCAUCCGGAUGAGAGCUCUCUUUGUAAGUGGCUGACUUGAGAGAGUGUUUGCCAGCUCUGGGGAUACAGUACGUGUGUUCUCGUUUGUGUUUGCCCCGGAAGCAGGUGUUAGAGAUGUGAGAGGCUUUUCUUUUCCCAUGGCCUUGAUCCUGACUUAGAAUGACAGUUUUAAAAGAAGAAGAAAAAGGGAAAAACAAAACACAACACACAAGCAUGUGGAGUUGGAGGAACUCGUGGGUUUUCCUCCUUUAGGCACACAGGAAAGUUCUUAGGAAGUAUGUUGCUUCAGCAUCCUGUCACGAUAUCAUCUGGAAUUGUUUUUCUUACCCAGAAAGCCUUAACUUGCCUCUAGAAAAUCCCCUGGUAUGUCAACAUUGUGGCAUAAGCAUUCAAACUCUUCUGCUAUGAAAGUUUGAAGCAAAGCCACAGCCAAACCAGAGAAUUUCCUCAGGUGGCCUGGAGGCUCCUGUGACGUCACCCCCACCUCUCACCCCCAACAGCAUGAGUGGUCUGGAACAGCCCCCUCCACCUGUCCUCUUUGCCUUACUCUUCCCAAAGCCACUUUGGAUCACUCAGAUGCUUCAGAAGGGGCCUGCUCGGCAUUUAGAUGCCAAGCAAUUGAGGGCCAGGUUUCUUGCACCUGGUAUCGAAGCAAAGGACAGUAUCCCCUCUUCAUAAACUAGGGCCGUUUUUCCUAAACUGUGUUUACAGCUAAGGACACAGGAACAGGCCCCUGCUGGCUAAAGAACCAGAACGGCAUCCAGAGCAAAGGCUGCUCUGCCAGCCUGUCUCUGCUACCUCCAGGUGCUUUGCUACAGCCCAGCAUCCUCUGGUAGUGGUCCUUAGAAACAGGCCACACAGUCCAGCUUGCCAACAGUCCCCAGACACCCAGAACAUAGACAGCUGUCCCUUUUGGAAGAUUCCAUCCUCCAUGUUUUCCAACUGUUUUCCUAGCAUGUGUGUAGAUAGAGCUUUCACCAAUGCCUAAUAAAGAAGCUGAAAUUAAUUUCUAAUUGGUAGAUUGUCCGACACCCUGAGUCUCAUGAAAGUUCUCAGCCUUUAACUAGACCCCUGUCAGUAACAAAAUCCAUAACCUUCCAUCUCCCUGUUCUGGUCCCCUUUAGCCAAGUAAUCUUCUAUUGCCAUAAACUAGGGACAGGCCACUUCUAGCACCUGCAGAAGAACCCUUAGUCUCAGUGGGCAUUGGCCCCCAGACCACACACACAGAGCAGUCAACAUCACCUAAAACAAUUGCCAACCUCCUUGGUCCCCAGAGCCAACCACUGCUCUCCCAGGCUGCUCUCAAGAGGGAACCCAGUUCCUGGCUAUAGGAGCUAGGCUCACUUUGGUCUUCAUUUUGGCCUCUUUAGUUUUCCUAAAGCACAAGUCCGUGUAGAAUCCUGUCACUUCCCCAUCCCCACACCCGCUCCAGGUGACCUGGGUCUCUCCCGCAGCCUCAGGCAGACCUUCACUGUACCUGAGCUUGCAACUUUCUCCCACUGCCGCUGCCUUAGUGACCCAGGGCUGGGGCGGGAGAGGGGGCCAGUUCGCCUCCCUCCUUCUCCGGGUGAACUCCAACCAACCGCAGUCUCACAUCGGCAGAUCUGCUUCCAGAUUGAUUUUCGAGAACAUCACUUUCACAUUCCCGACUCUCGUCCAUUUUGUUUUGUUCUCUCUGGGUUUUCCGGAACUCCAGAUGCUGCCCUGGAAAUACUGUAGUUUGGAGUUCAUGCUCUGAAAGUCCCAGUGCUGCUGUGUCUUUUGACUCUCCCAGCACCAGGCGUUUCGGACUUGCAAUUAGCAAUGCAACUUUUUCUAAUAUGAGGAUAUUUACCUUUAUUAAGAAACUAUACUCAACAAUGGCGUCCUUGAUCGUUUUGUGUUCUCAUGUUACUUUUGAUUCUACUUUGAUUCUUCUGUGUGGUGGUGAACAAAGAUCAUUACAAACAAAAACUGUAAUUUUCUUAUCUUUGAUUCAAUGGGAUUUCUUUACUUAAAAAAAAAAUAAAGACUAAAAAAUGCCGA
Peromyscus californicus insignis is the source of this 7167-nucleotide messenger RNA. It is a transcript of the gene Abhd2, whose product is annotated as abhydrolase domain containing 2, acylglycerol lipase. The record is from RefSeq and is a predicted model, not a curated record. The transcript is spliced from 12 exons. Bases 303 to 1580 code for a protein of 425 amino acids. Gene Ontology annotation, molecular function: acetylesterase activity; monoacylglycerol lipase activity. Gene Ontology annotation, cellular component: sperm flagellum; sperm plasma membrane. NCBI's taxonomy places the organism in Eukaryota, Metazoa, Chordata, Mammalia, Rodentia, Cricetidae. Gene Ontology annotation, biological process: acylglycerol catabolic process; steroid hormone receptor signaling pathway; medium-chain fatty acid biosynthetic process.